Molecule: messenger RNA, 3582 nt
Organism: Limulus polyphemus (Atlantic horseshoe crab)
Lineage: Eukaryota; Metazoa; Arthropoda; Merostomata; Xiphosura; Limulidae
Product: leucine-rich repeat-containing protein 24-like
Exons: 5
Coding region: 784-2826 (680 amino acids)
Molecular function (GO): protein binding
Source: RefSeq, a predicted model, not a curated record
CACCAGUUAGUUGGUGGCUGAUUUCUGGGCGAGUGAGUGUGUAUCGUACACUGUUCUCUGUAGAAUUCAGAGUCACAGUGAAUAUGACAGUUAUCUAAAUCUAAUAGUCAUUAUUUUCAUAACAGUGCAAACUUAAGACUUGAACCGAAGAAAAUUACGCAGAAGGCCAACUGAUAUCGAUUAAGCAUUCCUUGAGAUGAUCCUGCCACCGCUCUCUCUCUUUCUCUCUACGUAUUCAAGAAAUAACGUUUUUAUACCAUAAACUUACUUUACAGACUUAAAGAAAAUAUACUGAGAAGCUCAUUAAGACAGAAAUAAUACUGAAAUUGGUAUCUCUUAUGACACAAAUGAAUUCAGCUUUCUCCAGAACAGAAAAAGGAUUUUUUUAUCAGUAGCUUGACUGCGAGAAUUCAUCAAAGAAUUUCAUUGCAAACGUAUGAAUCAAAAUCAUAUUCAAGUUUCGCUGGAAAGACUUUGAAACUAUUUACAGCUGUAACACCAGAGGGACGUUUGACUUGGGAAGGCUCAGUUUGACGGAAAUGACGUGAGCACUCAUACUACCGCCGCAUGCAAUAAUCAUUCCACGUUUAAGAGCUCAACCAUGAUGACUAGCGAGUAUAUCUCUUUUAAGUCCCUUGAAACGUGAAUAAGUAAUAUGGAGCAUUUUCAGUAGAAUAAUACAAGUCUUUGUGGAUUUUUGAAGAAUUUGGUAAUUUGUCAGCGAUAUUAGUCAUUUUUACACGUUUGUUUCUUUGUGUGUGUUUUUAUCGCUGAAACCUUGUAAUGGCUUUUAUGAUUUCUGUGAACCUCGCUUUUCUGCACACAUUUGUAUGUACAAUAUUAAGCAUGGCGUUAGUCACUGAGGCUCUCACUUGUAAUAUCAAUAAUUGUACUUGUAUUUGGCGAAACGGUAAACAAACAGCAGAAUGCACAAAUGGGGGAUUUACAACUGUCCCACAAGGACUAGACAGUGGUAUUCAGGUUCUUAAUUUGACCAGUAACAAUUUUCGGGGACUCGGACGUGAGGUAUUCGUAAAUGCAGGGCUGGGUAAUUUGCAGAAGAUAUAUCUAACCCAUUGUGGAAUUGAAUGGAUCGAUGAGUUUGCUUUUAAUCGCCUCACCAAUCUAAUUGAAUUGAAUUUGGGUUACAACAAGCUUCAAGACGUUCCCUCGGCAUGCUUUUAUCAUCUACCACGUCUACGAGAGUUGAUACUUAGUGGAAAUCGUCUUUUUACCGUUCACAACCUUGCUUUUCAAUCGGCUAAGUCUUUAACAAAAUUAGAGCUGAGCGGAUGUCGCAUACGUACAAUUGGAAAUCAGGCAUUUGAAGGCUUAAAACAUCUUGAAGUACUGAAAAUAGAUCAAAAUAAUUUGGAGACAUUUCCGGGUAAAGCUACUAAAUCUUUACAUUCACUUUAUGAGAUAACAAUUGGUGGGAAUCCAUGGGUUUGUGACUGUAAUCUGCGCGAAUUCCGUCAAUGGAUGGAUCAAAAUAACUUUCCAGUAUAUGUGCAACCUGUCUGUAAUAACCCUUCUCGAUUAAGAGGUAAAAGCUGGAACCAAAUAAAUCUCGAAGAAUACGCUUGUCCUCCACGAUUUUUAAACACAUCCAACGUUGUCAGUGUUUUUGAGGAUUUUAACGUAACACUGGAGUGUCGAGUGAUUGGCGACCCCAGUCCUGUUAUGAAAUGGGUUUGGAGGGACAGAACAAUUGCCAACUUAUCUGAAGGUAUUUAUGAACGACAGGUGUUUGUUAUUCUAGAAAAUGAAUUUGGAAGAGAGAAAAUUUCAACCUUAGAGAUCACUUAUGUUCAAGAACCAAACGCCGGUUUUUACUCAUGUAUUUCAGAAAACAAUGCAGGAAGAGCUAUCCAAAACUUUUCCCUGACUGUUUCCCGACGACCAGUAACUGAAGAUAAAUCUUCUAGUGAAGAAAAGCCACAAGAAGUGCGAAAAAAUGACAAAAAUGAAGUUGAUAAAGGUAAUGAUGAAACUGUCAUUGGAAUGAUAAUUGGAAUUAUUGUAGGAGCUGUUUUAGUUUUUCUGAUAUUUAGUAUAUUGUUAUGGGUUUUACGAAGAAAGCAAAGGUCUAACCAAAGAAGAAGGUCAGAUUUGAAUCAUAAGGCUAGUAACUCAGUUGGUAAUUCUGUUCCCAAGAAUUCCUGUGAUGAAGUAGAUUUAAAACUUCUAAGCCAAGUAAACCCCAUCGAGAAGCCUCCACGAAUGAAGAAUUACCAAAAUAUGCCAUCUCUUAAUAUUAGUCACUACGAUCCUAUUGUAAGAGAAAGCGAUCAGUCACAUCAUUUGUUUGUGGUUAAUGUUCACUUAUCACCAGACGCUAACGUAGAGUUGUCUUUAACAGAAGAUUCUUCGUGUCAGUCAUCUCCCUUACCAAAAAAACGUCACUCUCGAGGUUUGGUGUCGGUUCCUGUACUUCAACCCACUCAGAACCUUCAAUCACGUUCUCAAACAAAGCCUUCAGAAACUGUACGACGACAGCAUGAUAGAAAGCCAACAGAAAGGGAGCGGGGAGACGGUAGUUCAGAACUUGAAGUCGGAGGUUAUGAGGGAUCCUCCACUCCUUCCUUUGACACAUUCCGUUGGCAAGAACUCCAAAAGAGCCUGACGAGUAAUGUAAGAAAUACCAGUACACCCCAAUUGCGCUCAGAAAAUAAAACGCCGGACUUGCUUGAUCACAGCCGGCGUUCGCAGCCAGAACCCUCUAUCAUUUGGGAUCCUUAUGAUCAUCCAUCGGCUUAUUUUCGUCCUUCGCUAGAACACAUCACCAAUGGUUUUCAAGAUAAAGAAGAUGGCACAGAAGUGUGAAUAAAGGCUUACACAUCGUUUUCGUACCUUUGCUUGCAUCUCCUCUCUCUUGGGAGUAAACUUCAGUAUCAACGGAUAAAAUUGGUUCAAUACAUCAACGUGUUAAUGAAAGAGGUGAAUUAUGUCGUGUUACAAAACUAAAAUAGGAGAACAACUUUAAAUAUAGCUGAUAAAGUGGCUAACGAUAAUAAACACUUGUACUGUUGCUCAUUCAAACGGAUUUUUAGUCAAGUGAUAAUUUUUGUGUCAUCUGCAUGCUUACAAAAAUAUAAUUAUAUACGAACAGCAACAAUGCGUUUUCAUUUCAGAAAAACGCAAUUUAUAUUUGUAUGAAAAUUAUCUUCACAGUUUCAGUAAAUUAGUUUUGAAAACCUUUAAGACAGCCCAACGAUUCUAAGCAUGAACCAUUAGAGUUGUUGGUAAUAUAUAAAGCUGAUGAGUUACUUCCAAUUAGAUGUUGUUCCAAAUGUGCUAUAAACAUGCGAUAUAUAAAAUAUCUAUAUAUUUUGUUUCAACAUCAAUCAGCUAUUAACAAUUCACAUUUUAUAUCCACUGAUGUGUAAAAAAUUAGUGUCAGCGUUAUGACUCAUUUUUGUUGUUAGUUCCUAUUAGAUUACUUUACUCUUAAACUUUAACGUUCGUUAUUGCGAGUUUGGUUUUGACAAUUUUUCGAUACAUUUCCUUGUUAGGCUAUUGUUUAAUAAAUUGUGAAAUAUAUGUUGUAAUGUUUACGUUGAAGAUUAAAAAUGUUGAUAC